Molecule: messenger RNA, 388 nt
Organism: Trichoplusia ni (cabbage looper)
Lineage: Eukaryota; Metazoa; Arthropoda; Insecta; Lepidoptera; Noctuidae
Product: cuticle protein 19-like
Exons: 2
Coding region: 53-298 (81 amino acids)
Cellular component (GO): extracellular matrix
Source: RefSeq, a predicted model, not a curated record
AUAAUUAUUAAAUAUUUAAAUUGUUGCUAAUAAUAAAUAAUUAUUGCUCUGUAUGCUUCAGGGUCAUCCCAAAUACGAGUUCGCUUACCAAGUGACGGACCCUCACACACACGACAUCAAAUCCCAGCACGAGACGCGCGACGGUCACCUCGUGCAUGGCGAGUACAGCCUGCACCAGCCCGACGGCAGGGUCAGGACUGUCAAGUACCACGCCGACCACAAGACUGGAUUCAACGCUGACGUACACUACUCCGGUCACGCUCAACACAUCGUCCCUGAACACUCUCACCACCACUGAAUUUACUCGGACUGAUUGUUAUUAUGUUUGUUAAAGCUCCAGUUGAAUUCGUUUUAAGUCUGCAAUAAAUGUGAUUAAGAAUAUGUAAAA